Messenger RNA from Colletotrichum gloeosporioides, 1497 nucleotides. Its product is annotated as Cytochrome P450 monooxygenase 1. The coding region runs from base 1 to 1497 and encodes 498 amino acids. The record is from RefSeq and is a predicted model, not a curated record. The transcript is spliced from 5 exons. Gene Ontology annotation, molecular function: monooxygenase activity; iron ion binding; oxidoreductase activity, acting on paired donors, with incorporation or reduction of molecular oxygen. Lineage: Eukaryota; Fungi; Ascomycota; Sordariomycetes; Glomerellales; Glomerellaceae.
AUGUUCUUGCAGAUCGACAUUUGGACAGGCCUCUUGGCCUUCUUUGGUUUGAUCGCGGUCUAUCUUGCAUUUUCAGUAUUUUACAACCUUUAUCUUCAUCCACUACGAAACUUUCCGGGACCUCUUCUUCUCCGGGCCACACGACUAGGCUUUGGCUACAAACUCAACAAAGGCACGCUCCCGUUUGACAUCUUGGAGCUCCAUAAGAAGUACGGCGACAUUGUCCGAGUGGCACCCAACGAACUCGCCUUCAAUAAUGUUGGCGCCUGGAAGGAUAUCAUGGGCCACCGAUCGUCCGGUGCGCCGGAAUUUGAGAAGUAUCAAAUGUUCUAUCGUCCAGUCGCGACGAUUCCCUCUACCAUUGUAAGCUCCGGUGGAAAGGAGCAUGCAUUGCUGAGGAGAUCAAUGUCGCAUGGCUUCAGCGAGCGCAGCCUGCGGGAUCAACAACCCCUCAUCAUGCAGUACGUAGACCUCUUCAUCCAGCGUCUUCACGAGAACUGCACCAACGACGAACCGAUUGACCUGAUGGCUUGGUACAACUUCACCACGUUCGACAUCAUCGGUGAUCUUGCGUUUGGUGAGCCGUUUGGAUGUCUCGAGAGGUCAGAUUAUCAUCCCUGGAUUCGCACCAUCUUCAUCUCAGCUCGGCUUGGGACAGUCGUGCAAACUGCCAACCACUACCCCUGGCUGAAGAAGCUAAUGCUCAACCUUUUGUCAACCAAGUCCGCAAGGGCGAGUCGCGGAAAGAAUCUCAACAACGCCAAGGAAAAGGUCCAGCGACGCAUGGACCUGGGCGGUAAGGGGGGCAGACCAGAUCUCAUCGAAGGAUUGCUGAAGAAGAAGGAUGAACUCGGCCUCUCUUUCGACCAGCUCGCUGCCAACAGCAACACACUCGUCAUCGGAGGAUCAGAAACAACAGCCACUCUGCUAUCCGGGGUGACUUACUAUCUGUUGACCAACCAACAUACGCUUAGGAAACUGGUAGCUGAAGUUCGGUCGACCUUCGAAAAGGAAGAUGACAUCACCAUCAUCUCAGUCAACAAGUUGAGCUACAUGCUAGCUUGUCUGGACGAGGCUCUCCGUAUCUACCCUCCUGUGUCGAUGGGUCUACCGCGAGUGACUCCCAAAGAGGGCGCUACUGUCUGCGGUCGCUUCAUACCUGGAAAUAUGACUGUCGCCAUUCAUCAAUGGGCGAUACAUCACAACGAAGCCUACUUCAAAGAUCCAUUCAGUUUCCGCCCGGAGAGAUUUCUCGGCGACCCGGAGUUUGAUUCCGAUAACCGAGACGCCUUCCAGCCCUUCCACAUCGGAGCCCGUAAUUGCCUCGGGCGAAAUCUGGCGUAUGUCGAGAUGCGCCUAAUUCUAGCUCGUCUGAUUUGGAGUUUUGACCUUGAGCUUGCGGAGGAGAGCCAAGACUGGGUGGGACAGCAAAAGGUCUUUAUCCUAUGGGACAAGGGGCCUCUCAAAGUUCACCUCAAGCCCGUUGCCAGAGCUUGA